CACAAACUUGAAGAGGCUACGGUACGGUACUCUACUAGAGUACUAGUACCGUCGCCAUGUUGAGAUUCUGAUUCUCGACCAUGAACCUUUAAACCUGGAAUUACAUGCCUACUUGACUACACUCUAUUGACCGUCGACUCCUGGCCACCUAUCAUAAUAGGCUCUAAUAAAGCUGCUUUCUCGCGUCAUCAAACCUCAGGGAGGGCGCAACAGCGAAAACACAACCGACAGGCAAGCCGUGACACUUCUUGAUCAUUUUGAAGAACCAUGCCGCUUCUUGAGACUGAAAUAUCAGAGGAAUACGGAAGGGAGUUUGUGUACUUAGAUGACCUCCAGGACCUUUCGCCACUUCACAGCUUGGUGGUCACAGGAGCACCUUUGGCGAUGGUUCGCUUAGUCUACCAAGCAGAUCCAGCAGUGAUGACGGAUGAUGUCUUCCGGGAUGCCUGUUGGCAUUGUCCCAGGAGUGAUGUCAUUGAGUUUCUCAAGGGCCAUGUAGUGGAUCCCAGCGUACUUGAACCAAAAAGGAUUGCUGAGAUCAUGUGGUGGAUGCAGGAAAGAGGACAGCAAGAGAAGUUUGAGACUCUCUUUGUUGCGUUUCCAGAAGUCCUAAUGUAUUCCAACAAUCCUAAACAGACCAACAGCCCUUUUACCGAGGCAUUUAACAUAUUAACAGGUAAAUGUGAGAUCAGUGAUGCUUUCCUCAGCAAAAUGAUACAAUAUCUCCCAAUUUCUUCCAAGCGAAUUGACGUCUCCAUGCAUUGGACACCUGGUGAGAUGGAUGGAACAAGGUCAGCAUUGGCAUCGAAGGUGCAGGACAUGCCAAACCUAGAAUUUUUGAAAUUGCCAAUCCACUUGGGAGAUUCUAUUGAUUGUAACAUGGUUGAAGCAAUCUCCUCCAAAAUUGCAUCUGGUCUGUUGCAGUCUCUCGAAAUCGACUCCAGUAUGGAAUCUGAUACAGAAGAAGGGUUCUUUCUGCCACUUUUGAAUGCUUUAGCGAAAGCCGGCGAUGCCUCCAACCUGAAAGAGUUCAAGCUCACAGUACUGCAAGCUACCAGUGCCGGUACGAAGCAGACUGAUACAUACCAAGACCGCGUGAUUGAGAUCUUGCAGUGGAAUACAACUCUAACAAAUGUCGAGAUCAAUUGGUGCACAAAAUGGCGUACCAUACCCAAGAAAAGAAAAAAGGGGAAAGUCAUUGACUACUACACAGCACUCAAUCGCUGUGGUACUCAGGAAGGGAUCUGUGACAAACAGCUUGUCCCAAUGCUCUAUGGGCUCUUGCGGGAAGCACCUGACAAAUGGAUUUCCUCUUGUGGAGGAAAAGGCAACAAUGCUGCCGAGGAGAAGAGAUCGGGCCUCAAACGCAAAGCCUCCAGUUCCCUUGACCAAAGUGCUUUCAAGCGCUAGUUCCUUUUAUUGACUGCUUCAUCAUGACUUGACACUGGAUCGAGAUCAAUUUAUUUGCUGCAAAGCUCCACAGGCAGGCAGCAAUACUACCGACCGGUAAUACUUUCACAAAAGGCUGAUGCGCAUCAACCAGGGGUUUGGAAUCCUUUUAAAAACUAUCUAUUCCAAGUAAUCUAUCUGUAGCCACCAACCAGAAUCAUUC
Messenger RNA from Seminavis robusta, 1612 nucleotides. The record is from the annotation of a GenBank genome assembly. NCBI's taxonomy places the organism in Eukaryota, Bacillariophyta, Bacillariophyceae, Naviculales, Naviculaceae.